Anthonomus grandis grandis is the source of this 919-nucleotide messenger RNA. RefSeq names its product MIP18 family protein galla-1. The transcript has 5 exons. The record is from RefSeq and is a predicted model, not a curated record. NCBI's taxonomy places the organism in Eukaryota, Metazoa, Arthropoda, Insecta, Coleoptera, Curculionidae. The coding region runs from base 293 to 757 and encodes 154 amino acids.
ACUUGAUAUGCACUUAGUGUUUGGCUUAUCAAUAUUUAUUUACCUCUUAUAAACGCAAUUUUAAGGUCUAAGCAUCAUUCGGUGUUCAGAAUGAAGAGUCUUGUCUCGCAAAAUUUUAUUUAUCGAUUGACUUAGAUCUAAGGUUGAUUGAUAAGGUGUUUUCAUAUCAGUUUAUCACGAGUGAUUUGGGAUUUUCGGAAGGUUAUUUAGGAAUUUCCGAUUAAUUUCUACGGCCAUUUAAACACGAAAAUUGGUUUUAAAAGCGUCAAAACAUCACGUAACAAAUAUAAAAAUGCCGGAGGAGCAAGAGGACCAUAGCCAAGGUUCUGACAAGGGCAAGGAAAAACUUGUUGAAGAGACUAUUAACAGUGAUGAGUUAAAGGACAUGGUUUAUGACCUUCUUAGGAAUAUAAAAGAUCCUGAGAAGCCUAACACGCUUGAGGAGCUUAAUGUGAUUUAUGAAGACGGAAUUUUCAUUAAACAACCUACAGGAGCAAAUAUAAAUAUUGUUAGGGUAGAGUUUAACCCGACUGUACCUCAUUGUUCUUUAGCUACCUUGAUAGGACUGUGCAUUAGGGUUAAACUAUUAAGAAAUGUGCCUUAUCCUAUAAAGUUAGAUAUUUAUAUUAAGGAUGGAGCACAUGCAACUGAACAUGAAAUAAAUAAACAAAUAAACGACAAGGAAAGGAUAGCAGCCGCAAUGGAAAAUCCUAAUUUAAAGGAAAUUGUAGAGACUUGUAUUAAAGAAGAAGACUGAUGACUGUGUAUUUUGACUAUCGUUUAUAGUUAGUAGGUUUAUGGAGCAAUAAUGUACAUAGGUUCGGUUCUUGUUUAUAUAACUUUUAAUUAGGUUUUACUUUUUUAAACUUAGGUUAUAGAAAUUUAAAUAUUAAUAAUUAUAGCAUGGUUUGUUGACUUC